This is a messenger RNA of Cinclus cinclus, 1121 nucleotides long. It is a transcript of the gene GAR1, whose product is annotated as GAR1 ribonucleoprotein. The record is from RefSeq and is a predicted model, not a curated record. Gene Ontology annotation, biological process: snoRNA guided rRNA pseudouridine synthesis; ribosome biogenesis. Gene Ontology annotation, cellular component: box H/ACA snoRNP complex. The transcript is spliced from 6 exons. Lineage: Eukaryota; Metazoa; Chordata; Aves; Passeriformes; Cinclidae. The coding region runs from base 1 to 648 and encodes 215 amino acids. Gene Ontology annotation, molecular function: box H/ACA snoRNA binding.
AUGUCUUUUCGUGGAAGAGGAGGCGGCGGAGGAAGAGGAGGCGGCGGAGGAAGAGGAGGUGGCUUCAACCGUGGAGGAGGCGGUGGUGACAGAGGUGGCUUUAACCGUGGUGGCGGACGAGGUGGCUUUGGACGAGGAGGUGGAAGAGGAGGCUUCAACAGAGGAGGAUAUGACCAGGGCCCUCCAGAAAGGGUGGUUUUGUUGGGAGAGUUCAUGCAUCCCUGUGAAGAUGACAUAGUUUGUAAAUGUAAAACAGAAGAAAACAAGGUGCCUUAUUUCAAUGCCCCAGUGUACCUGGAUAAUAAGGAGCAGAUUGGCAAAGUGGAUGAAAUAUUUGGACAGCUGAGAGACUUUUAUUUUUCAGUGAAACUGUCUGAGAAUAUGAAAGCCUCGUCAUUUAAAAAAAUGCAAAAGUUUUACAUUGAUCCAGCAAAGCUGCUACCUCUUCAGAGAUUUUUGCCAAGGCCCCCUGGAGAAAAAGGUGCUCCCAGAGGAGGUGGUAGAGGAGGACGUGGUGGUGGACGAUUUGGAGGAGGCAGAGGUGGAGGAAGAGGAGGAGGAUUCAGAGGAGGUAGAGGUGGAGGAGGAGGAGGAGGAUUCAGAGGAGGAAGAGGUGGUGGAGGAGGCUUUCGGGGAAGAGGACAUUAAAAAUGGAGCCAAGAGUAUCUCGUCAUUGUCUCAUUGUGUCAUCUGCAGAAGUGAAGAACCAUGAAAUUUUUUUGUAAAGGACCCUGAAAAUCUUAUUAUAAAGAACUUGAAGCUACAAAUUACAAUUAUUUUUACACUUAAUGACUGUUGAUGGACACAUGAGGGUGUAGCCCCAGGUGAAGAGCUGAAGACUGCUCAGAAUAUGUGUAAACUUUUCUGACUAAGCCACAAUUCAAUGUUAUUCUUAAACUGCUUGUUUCUGACAAGCACUGCAGUCAAUGCUUAACUCCAUGUUGGAGUUUAGAGUAAAUGGAGUUUUGAAGUGGGUUUUCUAAAGACCCUACAGGUUCACUGCAUGGACAUACUUCAGUGUGAACAUGUGCAUGACUGAUCCCUGGUUCUCAUCCUCCUUUUAUAUGGAAUCUUCUGGGCUGCUCUGAAAUCACAUGCUGUUUAAACAACCUCUGUGAACC